CUGUGUGACGAGCCUCUAUCAGCUCAAGAUGUUUGAAAACUUUUAGGCGCGAAGCAGGACAGAGACAUGGACUGGUUAUUCUGGGAUGGACGAGGAGCAGAGACGUUUAAACCUGAAGCACACAGUCGGCCAGACAGGCCACUACUGAGCAGAAGAAGCUGAGCCAUGCUGGAUCCAAGCCCUCCCUCUCCGAGAGCAGCGGCCGACUCCCUCAGAUAGCCAUGAACACCUGCAAGUACAAUGGCGGAGUGGUGAGACCACUAGUGGGCAGCCUGGCGUCCUCGUCACGCCGCAACCUCGCGGAGCUUGACUCGGAGACGCAGCCCUUGCAGACGCUGCACAGCUCUGGCCUGGAGGUGGUGGUGUCCAAGGGCAACGGCGGCGAAGACCCCAGCAAGGCGUCCAACGAGAGCUUGGUCAGGGAGGGCAGCGGGCGCGGCGGAGGCAGGGCGCCGCAGAAAAAGAACAGGGACAUUGGCUACAAGCUCGGCCACCGGAGGGCGCUGUUCGAGAAGCGGAAGCGACUCAGCGACUACGCACUCAUCUUUGGGAUGUUUGGGAUUGUUGUCAUGGUGACGGAGACGGAGCUGUCAUGGGGGGUUUACACUAAGGAAUCUUCAUACUCAUUUGCACUGAAAUGCCUUAUCAGCCUUUCCACUGUUAUAUUGCUUGGUCUUAUAAUAAUGUACCAUGCCCGGGAAAUCCAGCUGUUUAUGGUCGACAAUGGUGCGGACGAUUGGAGGAUAGCCAUGACGUAUGAGCGGAUCUUCUUCAUCGUGCUGGAGCUGCUGGUGUGUGCCAUCCAUCCCAUCCCGGGCCAGUACGUCUUCACCUGGACGGCGCGGCUGGCCUUUACCUACACGCCGUCGGUGGCCGAUGCCGACGUGGACAUCAUCCUCUCCAUCCCCAUGUUCCUGAGACUCUACCUGAUAGGCAGGGUCAUGUUACUCCACAGCAAGCUGUUCACGGACGCUUCGUCUCGCAGCAUCGGCGCCCUCAACAAGAUCAACUUCAACACACGCUUUGUCAUGAAGACCCUCAUGACCAUCUGUCCGGGAACUGUUCUGCUGGUGUUCAGUAUAUCCUCCUGGAUCAUUGCUGCAUGGACUGUGCGCGUCUGUGAGAGGUAUCAUGACAAACAGGAAGUGACCAGUAACUUCCUGGGAGCCAUGUGGCUCAUCUCGAUUACCUUCCUCUCCAUCGGCUACGGGGACAUGGUACCACACACGUACUGUGGGAAAGGCGUGUGUCUGCUUACAGGGAUUAUGGGAGCUGGUUGCACUGCACUGGUGGUAGCAGUGGUAGCCAGGAAGCUGGAGCUGACCAAGGCUGAGAAACAUGUCCACAACUUCAUGAUGGACACACAGCUCUGCAAACGAGUAAAGAACACAGCUGCCAAUGUACUCAGGGAAACAUGGCUCAUCUACAAACACACUAAGUUGGUCAAGAAGAUAGAUCACGCCAAGGUGCGGAAACACCAGCGCAAGUUUCUCCAAGCCAUUCACCAACUGCGCAGUGUGAAGAUGGAGCAGAGGAAACUCAAUGAUCAGGCCAACACCUUGGUGGACCUGGCGAAGACCCAGAAUGUGAUGUAUGACCUGGUGUCAGAGCUGCAGGAGCGCAGUGAGGAGCUGGACAAGCGCAUCGGCACAUUGGAGGACAAGCUGGACUCGGUGACGGGCAGCCUGCAGGCGCUGCCCUGCCUCAUCUCCCAAGCCAUAACCCAGCAGCAGCAGGACUUCCUGGACGGCUUUGUUCACCGCUUUCGGCCCGCCUCACUAGCUUCAGAGCGCUCUGAACGCUCCGAGCGAUCCUGGACUUCCACCGCCCGUAGGCGGCGCUCUCCCUCCACAGCACCACACACCUCCUCCGAUAGCGGAUAACCUUGAGAAACCCUCUGCAAUCACCUUCGAGCCCCUCCUCUCCCAACUGGUCCCCUCAUUCUGUCCCAUCCAAAGUCGUCCCUGUAACCGCUGGCGAGUCCAGGUCUGGACUAAUAAUGAACCCAUAUCUUGACCCCUGACCUGAUCCUUGCCCUUAUUCUCUCCCUCCCGUCCACUCCCCCCUCCCUCCCCACUCAACAUCAAAUCCAAAAACCAAUUCCUCUGUGACUGAGCCUCUCAGCACAGGACUGGAUCAGAGCUACUCCAAAAGAACAAAGAAAAGCAAACAAAGACCAGAAAAAACACAAAUGCAUCCAAAAAAAGAAAAAGAGAAAAAAAAAUUUAAAAUGACUGAAAAACCGAGAUAAAGUAGAGAUAUGGUUUAUGUUUUAGCCAUUGUAUGGCUGUUCAAGUUAGCUUUUUUGUAAAAGCCCUUGUAUAGUUAAAAAAAUGACUGAGUUCAGGGUCGCUGGGGUGAGAGCUGGCUAUCACACCGGAGAGUCCUUAACCACGAGGGGGGAAGUUGGUCUGUGGAGCCGAGGGCCUCGGCUCACCUGCUGGCCCUCUGAGGCCAUGGAGGACAUCCGUCCACCCAUCCGUCUGUCUAUCUGUUUGUCCGGUGAGGAGAGCGAGACAAACCAUUGGAUUUCCCUUUCAAAAGACUAGUGUCAUGGAUUCUUUCCCAUAGGUGAGGCUGAAAGCCUUAGACGAGGCUGCGAAAGCGCUGACUUCAGGUCAGUGUCUGAAGAUGCACUUAAGGGGGAGGGGAAACUGUCACACAAAAGAAGAGCAAAGGGGAUGCAUAUGGCAUUACUACUGGGUAGGAAAAAUUUACACAGUUGCCAACUUCAAGGUUUCAGCUUCCUUGUUCUUACCAAGGGAAAAAUGAGAGCGACUAUCUUUUUUAGUUACAUAUUGACAUGUGAUUUUUCAGUGCCUGAAUGUAUAAAUAGUAGAGGGUUAUUUAAUUACUAAUUUCAGAGCUUUUUUACAAUGUUAACAGUCUGAAUACAGCAUUGCAUUCCUUUUUCAGAUACAUUCCUCUCCAAAAAUUUAAAGAAAUGUCUUAAUGUAAUGCAUAACAUUGCCUCCAUUACACAGCAACUCUAAAUGUUUUUGAAAAACCUUUUUUUUUCUUUUCUAUUUCUACUAACACCGUGAGAAGUGAAAAAGCUCAGAGAGUAAGCGAAAGUGAGACAGACUGAGAGAAUAUUUGUAAGUGUGUUUGUCAGAGAACGAGUUCACUUUUAGCUCAAUGCUGCACACUCAUACACACAACAAUGAAAUAUGUAGUAGUCUACCUUUCUCACCAACACUAAUUAGAGCUUCCUGUGGUCUUCAGAUAAUGGCAUGGCUUCAGGUCUGCUGGUAUAUACGGCCACACAGGCACACAUCACUGGUCGAACUGAGAAACCAACCCUGCCCCCUUUGCAUGGUUCUGUGCAACAAUGAUAAUGAAACACAAUCUUCCUCGGAUGGCUUGAUGAUUUUACAUGAUUUUGAUUUUCUAACUUUUUGUUUGGUUGUUGCCUUUUCUUUCUUUUAUUUUUUACUUAGAACAUUUUUACUAGGAUACCUAGAGUUUUUAGAGUUGCCGAACCUAGAGAGUUGCAGUAAUGUGAUUCUGUAAUGCAUUCCCUGUUUAAAAAUAUGAGGUGAAGAGAAAUUAAGAAAGAAUACUGAAAGGAUACAAAUAAAAGUGCUGAAGAAACUUUGAUGGAUGGGUUCCUCUGCAAAUUUGAAAGAAUAGUUUUGGGAAAUAAGAUUAUAUUUUUUCUAGCAGAGUUUCAGAUGAGAAGACUGAUUCCACUCUCAUUUGUUAGAGUGCUAACAAUCUUCUUAUCCAACUGAGUAAGAGAGCGAAUAAGCCAAAAUUUCUAACUGUUGCUUUAGCGUUACAGCGUCAGGCUUCUGUUUUAUCUUUUCUAAGACGUUCACUAUGAUAGGAGGAGGAGUUAGAACAUUUUGAAUCUCAACGGCAUGGUGUAUGAUGCAUCCUAAAGUUGUGAUGACUUGUACAUUUUUUGAUUUGAAGAAAAAGUUAUUUUUUGUUUCCAAAGUCCAUCUAAAAGGCAGACAAGGAAGUCAGUGGGUUAGUGGGCUAGCAUGCUGUCCUACAGUAGUUUGAAUGAUAGAUAAUCUGAGUCCCAAAAGGAUGUUAGUGCUAAAAAAUCAUCUUUACAGCCCCCUAAGCUAACAGACAAAUAGGAAUAUUAUUAUUUGUGCAUCUUAAUUAUUCCGAAGCUGCUUUGGGUUGAAUCUGGGUGAAGUCUAAAUCCUGUGAGACACUGAGCUCUCCCACAGGCUCUGGACUGGCCAGAGAGCACAUUUAAGAACAUGUUCAGUUUGCUACGAGUGGAACUUAAUCAAGCAUGAAUAUUAGCUUUUUCCUUUCAACUUGAGUUGAUGAAGCAUGACUCUUUACUGCCCCCACCUCUCGCCACUUCCCGUACAGUGCUACACUCCACCCUUCCAGUGCGAAGGGAUCUAUCACGCCAUUACAGUCUCUGUUUCAAUCAGUGUCGUCCACAGCGUCAGGACGGCUAAUGGAAGACUAUCUGCUUGAUUGCCACCUUACCUGCCUUUUCAUAUCUAAGGUUUCCACCUCUUCAUUACAGCGAGGGUUUAGCCUGGCGUUUGUCAUCUGUCAUCAUUAAGAACAUCAGUCCUCCAACACACAAAGAGGCUUCCCAAACGGCCCGCAGCGAGUGGUUUGAAUGAAGAAGAAAUACAAAGAAAGGAAGGAGCGAGGGAACCCCCGGGUCAUGUUCCAUGUUGCACUCAGUGUGUAAUAUUCAGUCAUAGAUGCGUCAUAGAUGUGGAGUGUUUUCCCCAGAGAGAUGUGAGGGAGCUGGUGUUAAGGACUUCAUCCUUUAUCAGGCGACAGGAAAGAGGGAGAGAGUAGAUUAGGGGGGAAAAAGAAGAAGAUGAGAGCAAUAGUUCAUUUGUGAAGAGCAAGAGUGGGUGUCCUGUAAAUAUGACCUCAUUGUAGAUGUCGCCAAGUAAACGGGACGAAUGGUGAACCGCAGGGGUGAAGGUAGCUGGGUGCAGUGCAGCAUCUUGCAGGUAUGCAGUAGAAAAACAUUUAGAAAGGAUACAAUUCUGUCAAAUUAAGGAUAACAUUUAAUUAAUUUCGUUUUUUGUUUUUUUUACUGCUGAUGGAGGUAUAAUCAGGUUCUGUUUUUACCCUGUUGUAAACAGUUUGUUUUCCUCUUUAUCCUGUCACCAACAAAGUCCUGCCAAAACACCAUUCCAAUAUUUAAUAGUGACCCAAUUUUCUCCGCCAGAAAAUAAAAAAAGUAUUUUGUAGUUGAAGUGAGGGACAUUCAUGAUGUUAUUCUGAUGAUGGUAGAUGAGUCAAAGUGAUAAACGCAUCCCAGAGUCUUUUAUUAUCCUGAAAAAGUAGGCUUUUCCUCAUAGAGCAGGAAUCAGAACACACUUCUACUGAACAAUACCAGAGUGAAAAAAUCCCCAAAAGUGAAGAAAUGUAACCCAAUCAUUGUUCUGUGUACACUGCCACAUGAUGCAUAAUGUACGUAGUAGCACUGGAAUAAAUCAACUUUUAAUGGAUGGCAAAUGGGUUUAACAUGUUCUCUGUAUACUGUUCGCUGUUCCUUCAUUUUGCAGGUGAACUUUUGUCCUAGCAAGGAGAGACACCAAGGUCAAACCAUUAAAGACUAUCUUCAGCUAUGA
This is a messenger RNA of Centropristis striata (black sea bass), 5576 nucleotides long. RefSeq names its product potassium intermediate/small conductance calcium-activated channel, subfamily N, member 1a (gene kcnn1a). The coding region runs from base 222 to 1883 and encodes 553 amino acids. Gene Ontology annotation, molecular function: small conductance calcium-activated potassium channel activity; calmodulin binding. The record is from RefSeq and is a predicted model, not a curated record. Gene Ontology annotation, biological process: potassium ion transmembrane transport. Gene Ontology annotation, cellular component: neuronal cell body; neuron projection; plasma membrane. The transcript has 9 exons. Lineage: Eukaryota; Metazoa; Chordata; Actinopteri; Perciformes; Serranidae.